GCAUUGUAUUAGGCGUCCCCGACAACGAAAAGCCCCACGACAGACAAACAUGGCUGCCGCCAGUGGAAAGUCGGUUUUGUUUGUGUGCCUAGGAAACAUCUGCCGGUCCCCCAUCGCUGAGGCUGUCUUUAGGCACAUGGCGACGGAGCGCGGGGAGGCGGAAAAGUGGAGGAUAGACAGCGCGGCCACCUCCACCUAUGAGAUUGGCAACCCACCUGACUACCGUGGUCAGGCCUGCAUGAGGAGACGUGGUGUGCCCAUGCAGCACGUGGCGCGGCAGGUGACAAAGGAGGAUUUUAUGACAUUUGAUUACAUUCUGUGUAUGGAUGAGAGCAACCUGAGAGAUCUGAAGAGGAAAGCGAACACUGUGAAGAACUCUAAAGCUAAGAUCGAGCUCCUCGGUUCAUAUGACCCUGAACAGCAGCUGAUCAUUAAUGACCCUUACUAUGGCAGCGAGCAGGACUUCGAGACAGUGUAUGAACAGUGCAUACGGUGCUGCAAGACCUUCCUGGAGCGAAACUCAUAGCACACACAUACACAUACACUCGUGGCAGCUUUCCCUCGCCUCAGGACAAGCCGAAGUAUUACAGCAACUCGACAUCAAGGAGCUUAGGCCACACACGUGCACACAUUCACACAAGUCUGCUGUGACAGAUCAUGUCUUAAUUGUAAGAUAAACCAUAAUAACAAUAACAAGAAUCUUCUAUUGACAUGCUGACCUGUCCCUCUGUUGAACUUAAGAAACAACCAAUAAAUGGAAAAAGCCCAUAAA
Messenger RNA from Electrophorus electricus (electric eel), 772 nucleotides. RefSeq names its product acid phosphatase 1 (gene acp1). Gene Ontology annotation, molecular function: acid phosphatase activity; non-membrane spanning protein tyrosine phosphatase activity. Gene Ontology annotation, cellular component: cytoplasm. The record is from RefSeq and is a predicted model, not a curated record. Gene Ontology annotation, biological process: protein dephosphorylation. NCBI's taxonomy places the organism in Eukaryota, Metazoa, Chordata, Actinopteri, Gymnotiformes, Gymnotidae.